AAAAAGAGUAAAAAUUCUGAUAGAAUUAAAAUAUAUCUUAAUAUUUCCAGAUUUCUUUCUUGCAAUUCUUCAGAAAAUAGCGUUUGGAGCUCUUCUUCUGCGUUUUCGUUUCUUGCCCUUUCUAGUUUUCGCUAUCAGCUUUUUUUCUUUUUAUGAAAUUAUUGUCAGCCAGAAACCCAAGUCACUGAGGCUUGUUUGGACUUCGGUCUUUCAAGUCUCAGUAGUGCAGGAGCGGAAAAUCUUAUCCUUUGAAGCUUCAAGAUUCUGUUAGAUUGCUGUGUAAAUUUGAGCUGCGAUGUCGGGAUCGGAGACAGGGGUGAUGACAAGCACUAGGGAUCCCUUCGCCGUGAGUCUCCAGAAAGGUCAGGUAACGCCACAGCCAGUCAUACAGAACAUGCGUUUAGCCUUCGGUGCUGAUGGGACAGCCGUAUACAAACCCGUGUCCACAGCUACCUCUCCUACGUACCAACCUCCUUCCUCAUCUGGUGCCGCCGGCGGUGGUGGUGGUAUGGAAGGAUCACCCGGCGGAGCUGCAGUGUCACCCCAUGGGAUUAACGUCAACAUGAACAUGGGGAGCGUGUCUGAGACAUUGAAGAAGAAGCGAGGGAGGCCGAGGAAGUACGGGCCUGAUGGUACUAUGGCUUUGGCUCUUGUACCUGCAUCUCAGUCUGUAACCCAGACAAGUGGAGGCGGUUUCUCUUCUCCUCAUCCUUCUGCGGGUGCUGCUGUUACUAGUCCUCUUCCUCCGGGCGGAUCAGUCUCGCCAACUGGGUCCAAGAAAGCGAGAGGCAGACCCCCUGGUUCUAGCAAGAAGCAGCAACUGGAAGCGCUGGGAUCAGCUGGGGUUGGAUUUACACCACAUGUUAUCACUGUGAAAGCUGGAGAGGAUGUAUCAUCCAAAAUAAUGUCAUUUUCUCAUAAUGGUCCAAGGGCGGUUUGUAUACUGUCAGCAAAUGGUGCCAUAUCCAAUGUGACUCUUCGCCAACAGGCCACAUCUGGUGGAACUGUCACUUAUGAGGGGCGAUUUGAAAUUUUGUCACUGUCUGGCUCAUUUCUGCCAUCAGAAAAUGGGGGUCAAAGGAGCAGAACUGGGGGAUUAAGUGUGUCUUUAUCUGGGCCAGAUGGUCGUGUGCUAGGUGGUGGUGUAGCGGGUCUUCUAACAGCUGCAUCUCCUGUUCAGGUAGUUGUGGCAAGUUUCAUUUCAGAUGGUCGCAAGGAAUCAAAGUCAGCAAAUCAAAUCGAACCCUUAUCUGCAAUGAUGAAAUUUGCCCCAGCACUAGGGACAACUGGACCAAGCAGCCCACAAUCACGUGGGACUCUUAGUGAAUCCUCAGGUGGGCCUGGUAGUCCACUUAACCAGAGUACUGGAGCCUGCAAUAACAGCAACCCCCAGGGCAUUUCAAGCAUGCCAUGGAAGUGAAUCUUUCUGUGAUUCAGGUCUGACUAAUCUGUGUUGUUGUAGCUGUGCGAUCUGAUGUUGUGUUAUACUGUAGGUCUGAAAGAGUAUCUUUUGUAAUUUAAGCCUUCUGUAAGCUAGUUAAAUAAAAAUACUGAAUGCUUUCCAGCUUGGAACUGUUGGUUGCUGGAAGGCGUCAACUAGGUAGUAAGACAUCUCUUUGCAAGGUUGUGAAGCUAGAGGAAUUCUCAUGCUUAGGUCUUAGAAUGAGAUGAAGGGCUUGACAUUUUUCGGCUUAUUUGUUUGUGUUCUUAUUGCUCCCUAUAAUAACCCAUCCAUAUUUAUCUAGCA
Molecule: messenger RNA, 1747 nt
Organism: Hevea brasiliensis (rubber tree)
Lineage: Eukaryota; Viridiplantae; Streptophyta; Magnoliopsida; Malpighiales; Euphorbiaceae
Product: AT-hook motif nuclear-localized protein 10
Exons: 7
Coding region: 296-1420 (374 amino acids)
Molecular function (GO): minor groove of adenine-thymine-rich DNA binding
Source: RefSeq, a predicted model, not a curated record